Carassius gibelio (silver crucian carp) is the source of this 4695-nucleotide messenger RNA. RefSeq names its product vitamin K epoxide reductase complex subunit 1-like protein 1. Gene Ontology annotation, molecular function: vitamin-K-epoxide reductase (warfarin-sensitive) activity. The coding region runs from base 86 to 613 and encodes 175 amino acids. The record is from RefSeq and is a predicted model, not a curated record. NCBI's taxonomy places the organism in Eukaryota, Metazoa, Chordata, Actinopteri, Cypriniformes, Cyprinidae. The transcript is spliced from 3 exons. Gene Ontology annotation, biological process: vitamin K metabolic process; peptidyl-glutamic acid carboxylation.
GUCUCGAAGCCUUUCCACGCCGCGCGCACGCCCAACGGUCGAGGCAGGGGAGGCCGCGCGCGCUUGAGCAAAGGCCGGGAAAAUAAUGGCGGCGCCCGUCUUGCGAGUGUCCACCCCUCGCUGGGAGCGGAUAGUGCGGCUACUCGUCUGUCUCUCAGGAAUCCUGUUAUCCCUGUACGCUUUCCACGUGGAGAGGGAAAAGACCCGCGACGCCAACUACCGCGCCAUGUGUGACUUGAGCAGCUCCAUCAGCUGCUCCAAAGUCUUCACGUCCAGAUGGGGUCGAGGAUUUGGACUGUUGGGUACCAUUUUUGGGAACGACAGUGCAGUAAACCAGCCAAACAGUGUCUAUGGAAUCUUGUUUUAUAUCUUUCAACUGUUACUAGGUUUGACGGCCAGUGCGAUGGCGGCUCUGAUUCUCAUGACCACCUCCAUCGCGUCAGUGAUGGGCUCCCUCUACCUGGGCUACAUCCUCUACUUCGUCCUCAAGGACUUCUGCCUCAUCUGCAUCACCACAUACGCACUGAACUUCAUCCUGUUUGUGCUCAACUACAAGCGACUGGUUUACUUGAACGAGGCCUGGAAGCAGCAGCUCCAAGCCAAGCAGGACUAGACACACAAAAACACAACAAUGACACAAGUAGAGAAGGAGAACCAAUCAUCCAACACGUGGGGAAGAGGGGACUUCUGGAAAAAUCUGUGACUUGUCACCAGGAGACCUUGCUUCCAAACAAAUGUCCAUUCUGUUGUGUGUGUGUGUGUGUGUGUUAAACAAGGAAAGAAAACGUGUAUCUUUAGGGGCCACAGAUCACAGGUUCAUUGCAAGGAAGGAUUGGAAACCGGAAACACAUCUUUAUCCGCUUUGAUUUCUCCUUGGUUUUCUUUGUUCCCUGAGAUGAAAAUGAGGUUUGCGCUUGAUCGAAAGAGAGAGAGAGAGAGAGCGGUCGGAAAGCACUUACGAAACAAACAGAAGAGGGUGUCCUUUCCCUGAGGAAUAAAAUAAUGUAAAAAACAAUGUGAUAACUUCUGUUUACUUGAAUCCACUGUGAAAGUGGUUGCUCUUUGGACUGUAUUUAAGGGUUAUAAAGGGUAAACACGAAUGAUCAUGAGGCUAAUGUAACGCUCGCAGACAUGACGGCUUGCUAUCAUUGAAACGACAAAUAAAGUGUAAUUUGUUUUUUUUGUUUUUUUACAGAUUUUUUUUUUGUUUGUUUUGUUUGUUUGGAAGAGGACCACUCAUAAACCACGGACGAAUGUGUGACUAUUUUUUUAUUAGUUUGUUGUGCAGUUCUGUAAAUAGCUGCCGCGAAGCAAUAUUCCAGUCCAGAUUAGUUUGUGUUUUACCGUUGAAACAUUUCCAGCGAGUGCUUUCAACGGCGAUUGUGAGAGUUAUUUUUUUGUGUGUGUUUUAGUAUUUUACUCCUCUUAAGGGGGUCUUGAUCCAGAAUAAAUGCUGCAUUCGUCGUGUUUUAAUUGAGUUGAAGUUGUCAAGUCAGCAGACUUAAUAAUUAUUUAUUAACACCUGAUUUUAAAGAAUUACUUUGGGGGGAAAAAUGAACAUUUGCUGAAAUCCUACUCGCCCUCAGUCUAUCCAAGAUCAGGAUGAGUUUGUUUCUUCAUCAGGUUUGUAGAAAUCUAGCAUUGGAUCAGUGCCUCAUCAAUGGAUGCUCUGCAGUGAAUGGGUGCCGUCAGAACGAGAGUCCAAACAGCUGAUAAAAACAUCAUCACAGAUUUGUUUAGAGCUGUUUAAACGGUGCUUGAUCUGUGCAGAUUUCUCUCCUGAUUCACACCAGAACAGUUUUUCACUGGAGGAAGUGUUAUUAUAGUGGAUAAUGCUGGAUUUGUUUCAUCUUUUGUCUUCUCCAGAUGUUAACUGACGUGGACUGGAGUGCUGUGGAUUAUUGUGAUGUUUUUAUCAGCUGUUUGGACUCUCAUUCUGACGGCACCCAUCCACUGCAGGGGAGACACCGAUGCAGUGCUACAUUUCAACAUGAGCAAACAAACAUACUGUUAUUGCACUCAUCAGAAAUGUAUGUUUGUGGUAAUUCCAGCAAUUUCAGAUUGACUACUUUUUUAUUGUUGGUUUCAAACGUACACUAAGGUUCGUUUAUUGAAGUAAACUCUCCCAGGUUUCCACUCUUUGUGCUUGGGUUUUUAGGUUUAUAUCGUCUAGUCCAGUGGUUCAUGGAGGAAUCAAGAUCCAGUGAUGUCCACUUCACAGGGUCCUCCACAGUCGAAUAGAACAACAUCUGAAGUCAUACGAGAUGCAGAGCCAGUCACACUCAAAGCUAGCGUUUCUUAUCUUGAGUUUAGCUGCUGAUUUUCACACGAGUGGUACCAGAAUCAUCCCAAGAGCUGCAUCUACUGUACUACUGUCAUGUAAUUUACGAUACGUCUGUUACCCAGAAACCCCUUGACCUUUCCGUGAAAUUACCAGUAGGGUGAUCCCCUUCACUUCUACCUCUCAGUAUUUGUCUCUAGCUGUUUUAAUGCCAACGGAUGCAACAGAAGAGUCAUAACCUGCCAGUUUUAUUCCCUCUUAAAGUUUUAUUUGGCGUCAGAGUUUUCCGUGUGUGUAAUUGAAUCCACAAUAUCGCUAAUACACUUAAAAAUAAAGGUUUUCUUGGCAUUGCUGCUUCCUUAGAGACCCUUUAACAUCAAUGGAAUCUCCAUUCCACAAAAAGCUCUUUAUAAUGAAAAUGAAAUACUAUAACUGAGUAAGAAAAACAAUUGAAAGGUUCUUUGGGGAACCAAAUAUGGUUUCUCAAUGGCGCCCCCUUUUGAAACCUUUAUUUUUAAGAGUUUAUUGUAUUACGUCGUAGACUUUGAAAGUCAUUAUUUUGUCAGUUCACGAUGAAAAAACUCGACCAACUAUCCAACCCAGUAUUACACACGUCAAACAACUCGUUAAACUGGUUUUCGGCUGAUGUUGAGCUCAUUUCAGUCUUCAAUGGGAGACACUGGAACAUUGAAAUGUGAUGAAUUGAACUGAAUUGGAGUUGUGAACUUGAAAUGAUAAUGAACUUAUGAGUGAUUGAUCUCCAGACCGCUGGUUGAUUGUUCAGUUGACAAAACACUUAAAAUAAUCUUGUUUUCCACUCACAAUAAUUCAAAAAUGGUUUCUACCCAAACUCAACUCUAUUGGCUUGGGGAUGUCGAGUCGUUCCUUGACCGGCAGGUUUAAUUUAUUGACCUUUGUUUAGUUGAUGAUGCUUUUGUGAAGCACAACUUGUGGUUGCCGUCUUUAAAUGUCUUUGCGUAAUGGUUUUCAGCCAAACUUGCGAACAAAUCGAAUGGAUGUUGGAGUUUCGCAGCUCAAUUCUACAGCAGAGUUGAUGUGAUUUAUACAUUAGUUGCGUGUUCUUUUGGUUUUAUAUAUUUCACACAGACUAAUUAUGAUGCCAGAACAUAGUUUUCCAAUUCAAGUCAACAUGAAGGGCUUUGCAACCCUUUUUACUCGAGAACGUGAUGUGUUUCGGAGUGAAAAUGGAUAUUUAUUGUGAAUUGGAUUGUGAAAAGGAUCCGAUUGUGUAAAUAUGUUUUUUAUUAACCAAUAACCUGAGCCGCAUGGACUUAAAAGUCGUUUUAUGUGCGUUUCAAGUUAUUGUGCGUUGGCGAAAGAGUACGAACAUUGUAAUAAUGUGAAUUGUUAGAGUAGCCAAAAAAUGAUUUCAGUAUUUUUUGUCUUGUUUUCCAGUGCAAAUAUCAUUUGCUUGAGAAGCAACGUAAAAUAUUAAGUCUUGUUUUGGAGUAAAAAAAAAGUCAAGAUUUAAAAAAAAUUACGUUUACUUUUCUGAGACCUUUGGCAGAUAUUUUUCUUGUUUUACGUAAAAACACGCUCAAUUGAAUAAAGACUUAUGCAUAUUGCUUCUAAAGUAAAUAUAUCUUAAUUUAAAAAUGUUCUGUACUGGGAAAAAAAAGACAAAAUACUAGCUAAGAAAAUCAUUUUUGCAAUGCAUUCAGAAAGUAAAUAGUCAGUUUUGACAUUAUGUUGACUUUAAAGAAAAAACAACCCAAUGUUUUAAUGCAUAUUAAAUUUACAUCUACUUCAAAUGACAAGAUCCCCCCCAAAAUGACGUAAAAGGGUUGCCUUCACAGUGUUAAAUUAAUUAAAAGUGCCUUCUGUAUGUCCACUGGGCCUUUAAGUUUAGCAUGAUUCACAACAAGUCUGUCUGCUUGCCUUUUUUGGGAAAAUUAAGACCGAGAUUGAUGACCACUGAAAUAUUUGCGGUGUUAUUAUCUCAUAACUCACCUUUACAAAAGCAAAAACUGUAACCCUAAAUCAUUUGGUUGUUCCAUGUAUCUCAUGUAUGUAUUAUUUUAGACUCAUAUUUUCGUACAAUGUGAGUUUCAGAUAGUGAAUAAAUAGCUUUUUGUUGUUCUUAUUAUUUCCUGAUGUAACUGUGGGGGCGUCUUGAUGACGACGAGCCCCCGUUAACGUUCUAGAUAUUUUAGGAGACGUGAGAAACGGAUGGAUUUUUAUUUCCAAUCGUACCUUUUUAGGGUAUUUUGUUUGUGGAGAGUAAACUUUGUUUCGGUUUGCUUCUGUAUUUGCCAAAUGAGUAAAAAAAUGCUGUAUUUUCUUACAUGGGUGCCGUGUUUGGGAGGAUUCUGUGUCUGGGAAUCAGCUGCAGUGAACAUGAACACGUGUCAUUGUUUUGUGGAUAUGAUCUGCCAUUAAAACAUUCCCCUUGA